Trichomonas vaginalis G3 is the source of this 735-nucleotide messenger RNA. Its product is annotated as glutaminase. The transcript has a single exon. The record is from RefSeq and is a predicted model, not a curated record. Gene Ontology annotation, biological process: L-glutamine catabolic process. Gene Ontology annotation, molecular function: glutaminase activity. NCBI's taxonomy places the organism in Eukaryota, Parabasalia, Trichomonadida, Trichomonadidae. The coding region runs from base 1 to 735 and encodes 244 amino acids.
AUGCAAUCUAUUUCAAAGGUUAUAUCACUUAUAAUGGCUUUAAAAGAUAACACUAUACAAGAUGUAUUUGAAAAAGUUGGAACUGAACCAACUAAAUACAAGUUUAAUUCUCUAAUACCAAUAGAUGACAAGCCAUCUAAUCCAUUAAUAAACGCUGGUGCCAUUACAACAGCAUCGUUAAUAGUGGGUAAGGACGUGGACGAAAAAUUCCAAAGAGUUCUUAAUAUGGUAAAAAAAUUAUCAAAUAGCGACAAGAUAAGCUUCCUAAAAGAGGUCUAUACUUCUGAAAUGGAAACUACUGAUGUCAAUAAGUCAAUUGCCUACUACCUAAGGAGCAAGAAAAUUUUCUCAUUAAAUGCUGAUGAAGUAUUGGACUUAUAUAUAAGAAAUUGUUCCAUAGGAAUUAAUGCAACUGAAUUAGCUAAUGGUGGUUCGGUUCUAGCUAAUGGUGGUUCUGAUCUUGUGACAGGCGAUGAAAUGGUUUCAAAAGAAGCAGUUAAAAUUGUCCUUGCACAAAUGGCAUCCUGCGGUAUGUAUGAAGAGAGUGGCGAAUUUCUUCUAAACGUGGGAAUUCCAUCAAAGAGUGGCGUCAGCGGAGCUAUACUUGGUAUUGUACCUGGUAAAUGUGGAAUUUGCACUUAUUCUCCAAGACUUGAUGAGUCAGGAAACUCAAUCCGUGGCAAGAACCUUUUGAAAAUCUUGUCAAACGAUCUAAAUUUAAACAUAUUUUUAUAA